Molecule: messenger RNA, 4953 nt
Organism: Plasmodium gallinaceum
Lineage: Eukaryota; Apicomplexa; Aconoidasida; Haemosporida; Plasmodiidae
Product: conserved Plasmodium protein, unknown function
Exons: 1
Coding region: 1-4953 (1650 amino acids)
Source: RefSeq, a predicted model, not a curated record
AUGAAGAAUAUAAUAGAUGAAUAUGAAAUAAUAGGAAAAAUUGAUGAAGAAAAAAACAAUACUUCAAAUAGUUUAUUAAAUAAUGGAGAGUUUAAUAAUAAACCUAAUGAUAUAGUAGACAAAAGUAGUUGUGAAUUGAUAAAAUCAAAUGAAUAUAGUAAUGAAUUAUUGUCAGGUAGUUCUAUUUUUAAUAUAUCAAUGAAUUCUAAAAAAAAUGAGACAGAUAACAUAAAAAUAAAAGAAAUAGAAGAAAAUACAAAUGAAAAUACUAAAAAGAAAUGUUUAAAUGAUGUAUUAAAUGGAAAAAUUGACAAAAAAGAAAUAUCAGAUAAUUACAAGCUAAAUUAUAAUAAUAAUGAUGGAUCAUUAAAUUUAAAUGAACAAAAUGAUAAAAACUUUAAUUAUGAAAAAAUACAUAAUAGUGAAAUAAAUGAGAGUAAAUUAAAUACAAUAAAAGAUAAUAAAAUAAUUAAUGAUGAAAUUAAGAAAAUUUCUGGAAAUAAUGAAGAAACAAACGAUAAUGUAAUAUUAAAACAAGAAUUAAAUAAAGAUACUGUAAAUAAUAAUAAAGAUAAUUUAAAAAUUACUAAUAAUGAUAAAAAUAAUUCCAAAAGGCAUUAUAAAGUUUUAAUACAUGCCCCUGCUUGCUGGAAAGGUGAAAAAUUCAACUCUACACCAUUUAUAUUUAUAUAUGAUAAGUCAAUAAAUUUUUUUACAUAUAGUGAGUCACCAUUAGAAAUAGAAAAAUAUAUUAUUGAUACAAGUUCAGAUGAUUUUGAAAGUAGGGUGUUAACUAUUAUAUUUUAUGAUUCCUUAUUUGCAUGUUCUACAGCUUCUCUACUUAUGAAUAAUAAUAAGAGUGAAUUAGAACGGUUGCCUAAACCACUUAGUGUCUUUUAUCUACCAUUAUCAAAGUUAGAUUUAAAUAAUGAUUCUGUUAAAUAUAGAUUAGCUUUAAGAACAAAUAGUAUAUUAUGUAAUAUUAAUAUAAAAGAAGCUAUUAGUUUAUUUAAUAAUAGUUCAAAAAUAAGUGGUCAAAAUGUAAAUAAAUUUAGUUUGCAUUUUAUUUUAAAAAAUAAUAAUUAUUCAUAUAAUGAUGUUUAUAAUUACUUAAAUUAUCAGACAAAAAUAUACGGAGUUCCUCGAUCUAAUUUAUCAUCAUGUAUACAAAAACAUAAAUUUAGCCAUGAAAACCUACAAAAUACUAAGAGAAUUAUGUUGAAUUCUUCAAAAAGCCAAGUUAAUAGUUUCAAAAAUUCUACAGAUCAUAAUCAAUUUAUAUCUUUAGAUAAAUUGAAAAAUAAAUGGGAAAACUAUACACAUAUAAAAAAUCCAAACAACGUUUUAAUAAAAAAAAAUUCAAAACUAGAGACAUACGACAUUUCAAAUGAUAAUGAAUCGUUUAUUAGUAGAGUAAAAACAGAAAUACCUAUUAAAAAUAAAAUAAAUUUUUACAAAAACAAUGAAGAAAAAUUUAGAGAACAUUUGUUAAAUAAUCGACUAUAUAAUCAAUCACAUGAAAAAGGAAACGAUAAUUCAUCAAACUAUGGAAGAGGGAAACCAUAUAUGUUAAUUCAAAACGUAAAAUCAGCAAAUGAAUUUGAUAUUAAAGACGAUGUAUUACCAGAUGAUAGUGCAUCAAUGAUUCAUACUUAUGAUAAAGAAUCUGCAUUAUCAGAAAAGGGGAAAAAUAUAAAAGAAGGAAGCACAUUAACAAGUAAUUUUAGAGUAGUUAAUAAUAUGUUUUCUUCUGUCAAACAAAUAAUGAAAAAAAGAUAUGAAAUAAAAGAUUCUAUUAAUAAUAAAUAUGAAAUAAAUAAAAAGGAAAAAACUGAUGAUCCAAGUAUUAAAAAUUUAGAUAAUGAUAUUAAUGAAGAAAAAUCUGUUUGUUAUUCUCAGAUUCAUAACUUAAAAUAUUUUAAUACUAAUAAUUCUGUAUGCUCAUCUUAUGCAAAAAAUGAUGAUAACUUAAUUUUAGCCAUUAAAGAAAUAAAAAAAUGGAUGGAAAAAAUUGAAGAUAAAGUUAGUAAUAUAUCCUGUAAAGAAAGUGAAAUUAAUUUGAAUAAUCUAAAUAACAAGGAUGAAAAAUAUAAUAAAAUUUUAAGAUUUUUAAUAAAAAAUGUAAAAAAUCAUAUAAAUUAUAAAAACAAAGAUAUAUAUAAAAAUUGUUAUUUAAAUAUUAGAAAUUUGUAUCUUAUAAAAAAAAAUGAAAAAGUGAAAUUUGAAAAUAAGUUACUAUUAAGAAAUUAUGGAAAACUUAAAACAAGAUAUAAAAACGUACUAGUUAGUGUAUGUAAGAAAAAUUUUUUACUAAAAUAUUAUGCUAUAAAAGAUAAAUUUCAUUAUAACAAAAGAUAUGAAAAUAUGAUGAGACAUCUACAAUUAGAAAAAAAUGAUUUGCUAAGUAUAAUUGAAGAAAAAAAAUUUGAGCAAGAAAAUAAUUUAAAUAUAAAUCUUAUGUUAUCUGAAGAAUUAAAAAAAUUACAAGAAGAAAAAGAAUCAAUUCUCAAUAAAAAUUAUCAUUAUAAAAAUGAAAAGGACAAUAUGAUGAAUAAAUAUGAACUUUUACAUAAUGACUACAAUAUUUUAAAAGAAGAAAUAGAAAGUCUAAAGAAAGAAAAUGAAAAUAUUAAAAAUGAAAAUGAAAAUAUUAAAAAAGAAAAAGAAUCUUUAAAGAAAGAACUAGGAGAUACAAAAGCAAAAUAUUUUAAUUUAACUGGAAUAUUAGAAGGAGAAGAAAAAAUGUAUAGUAAAAAGGUAGAAGAACUUGAACAAAAGCUUAAUAAAGUUACAAAUGAAAAAAAUACAAUUAUUAAUGAAAUAAAAGAUGAAAUAGAUAAAUUCACAAAAAUCUUAAAUGAAAAGAAUGAAGAAAAUAUUAGAAUAAAAGAAAAAUUAAAAGAAUUAAAAAAUAUAGAAGAAAAAUAUAAGAACACUCAAAUGAAUUUCGAUUCUCUUAAAAAAGAAUUUGAGAAAUCUUUUGACGAAGUUCAAUUAAUUUUAAAAGAAAUGAUUCAAAAAGAAAAAGAGUAUACUAAAAAAUACAAUAAUUCUAUUAAAACUUUAGAAGAAGAACAUAAAGAAAAAAUAGAAAAAAUGAACGAUGAAAAAGAGAUUUUAAUAAAUGAAAAUAAUUAUUAUAAAGACUUGUGUAAAAACCAGUGCAAUAAAAUUAUAAGUUUUGAUGAUAGUCUAACAACAGCAGAGAAAUUAUUAGAACAUGUUUUAUCUCAGUAUCCUCAAUUAUUUAAUGAAUUUAGAAAUAAUUCUAGAAGUAAUUUAUUAAAUAAAUCAUUUGGAAAAAUGCAUUAUGAAAAUAUACAUGCUGUGAGAGACAAUAUUAAAUUAAUUAGAAAGUCAUUAAGUCAUUUUAAAAUGAGCUGUAAAAAUAAUUCAUUUAAUUUUAAAGUUUAUUCAGAUUCCAAAAGGUAUAAUAGAAAAAUUAGUCACUUAACCAUGAAAAGUAAACGAAUUAACAGUAUUUCAAGAAAUUUUGAAAAUGAUCAAAAGAUAAGAGAUAUUAAUAACGUAAGUUUUGAGAAUGAAAUUAGUGAAUCUUCCUUACUUAACAAAAGAAGUAUCAGUAAUAACAUGAAUAGGAAAAAUUCUAUAAUUUCAAUAAAUACUAAAAAAAAUAUAGAUGUUAAAAAAAAAUUAGAAAAUAAUGAUGCAUUAUUACAUAAAAAUAAUCUUGAAUUAAAUAGAUGUAUUUCCGUUAAUAGAAAAAAUCAAAUGCGUUUAAUUUCUGAAAAUAAUAACGAAAAUGAUAUUGAUGAAAUAAAAAACGAGAUAAAUAAUCAAAAUAGUGAAAUGAAUGAAUUAAAAAAUACUAAAAGGGAGUAUGUUGAUACAGAGAAAUGCUUUAAAAAGGAUGAUGAAAAUGAAUAUAAUAACAAUAAUGAAAAAAGUAACGAGAAUGUCGUUAAUAAAAGUGAUUAUCAAAAUAUUUAUAAAGAAAAUAAUGUUAGAAAUAAUACUAAUGAAAAUUUAAAUACAGAUAAAAAUGAUGAAAUAGAUAAUAAUUUAAGCAGAGAUAUAAAUGAACUAAACAAUAUUGACAUAGUAAAUAUGUAUGAAAAUGAGAAUUAUUCUAAUUAUGUUAAAAAUUCCGAAAAUUUGAUUACAGAUAUUGGAACUAUAGAAAAAAAUGAUAUAAAUAAUUGUAAUAAUGAACUCAACAACGAAGAAAUAAAAAGUAAUAGUAAGGAUCAUGUUGAAAAAGAUACAAUUAUAAAUAAAAAUAAUAAAGCAGAAACCGAUCAAUUAGAUAAAAACAAUUUCAAUGAAAUAAUAUCUUUUAUAGAAAAAAAUGUUAUUAAAAAUUCGGAAUCUUUGAAUAAUAAAUUUAAUGAAAACUCUAAUAACAAUUAUAAUAGUGUUCUUAAAAAUAAUACUAAUGAUUUUGAUAAUAUAUGUAAUAAUAUCAUAAAUGAGGAAAACAAAUCUUCCAAUAAAACAAGUAAAAUUUUGAGAAAAACAAAUUCAUCUAUCACUUCAUAUAAAUCAUUAUAUAAUUUCAAAAACACAGAUAGAUAUAAAAAUGUCGAUAAUACAAUUAAAGCUGCUUCAGAUAGCAGUUCAAUUAAAAAUAUAAGUAAUAAUUCUAAGUUACAGAAUAACAAAAAUAAUAUAACAACUAACAUAAAAAAAAUUUAUCAAAAAAACGUAAGCAAUACUACAGUAGGAAAGACAAUAACAAAUGCAACAAAAAAAAAUUCUUCUAUGAUUUAUCAAAAAACAAACGAAACGAAUUUAUAUAAUAAUGAAGGAACACCUCGAAUAUACACAACUCAUUAUAAGUGCAAAAAUAUUGAUGAAUUUGCUAAUAUUAAAAAGGAUGAUUUAAAAAACUCUAAAUAUUCUAAAGUCUCCUUGAUAAAAAAAAACUUGACACCUGAUAAAUUAAGAAACAAAAGUAAUAGCACAAAUAAGACUAUUAUUUCAAAAAAGUAA